This is a messenger RNA of Paramecium pentaurelia, 2924 nucleotides long. The record is from the annotation of a GenBank genome assembly. NCBI's taxonomy places the organism in Eukaryota, Ciliophora, Oligohymenophorea, Peniculida, Parameciidae.
AUGCAUAGAAAAUUAACCAAUUUACUAUCCAAGUCUAAUUAAAAGCAACCAAUGAUGUCUCCUAAAAGCAAUUCAAGUACUGAUAUAACACAAUUUAAUGUUGUAUUGAUUUUCAUUUACAAUAGUUACAUAAAUAAAUUAUAAACAUUAUAGAAUGCAAAAAUAAAGAUGCUGAUAUUCAAAAAAUAAUGGAAACUAUAUAAUUAAUGUCUAAAGAAUUGGAAAAAGCUUCUUAAAGAGAAUUAGAAUUAGGAUAUAAAGAGCGUUAAUUAUAGAAGACAUUAUAGUUGUAUAAUUAAUUAGAAACAAGUUAUGAAGUUUUAAAAAAGAAGAAUGAAGACUUAGAAAUUUAAAAUAAAAAUCUUAAAAGUAAGAUAGAAGAAUUAAUACAUUAAAAUUAAUAAAAUUAUCAUAAAUAUUAAAUCUAAACAAAGUUAAGCGGUGAUUUAAAUUAGAAAGUAUCAAAUUUAGAACAAAGAUUAGAUAUUAUAUUAGAAUGUGAUUAUCCUACUGAAAAUGCAAUUAUUAGAAAAUCUUUAAUUGAUUUAGUUAAAGAAUGUGAAAAAUAAAAAAGAGAAUUACAACUUAAAAAUUAAGAAAUUAUUAAAUUGUAGGAAUAAAAUAAAUUUUCUCAAUCAAGAAUCAAUAAAUUAAAUUAGAAAUUAGAAAUUAUGAAAAAAAAGAUUUCAGUAAGAGAUAUGGAAAACAUAGCUUCUGAAAGAACAGAAACUAUUUCAUUUGAUGAUUUAUAAUAAGAUCCAACUUAAUUAUUAAUUAGAUAUUAACCUUGUGAUAAUUUAGAUUAUAGAAUUAAUGCAUUAAAAAUUGAAUUUGCAGAUAUUAUUAAAGAAUUAGAAGAAUAAGGAACUUCUUUAUUUACAUAAAAAAUGAUGCAAUCUUCUUAAAAAUAACUAAGAGAAUAAAUUUAAUUAAUUACUUCUUAAUAUUUAUCAUUCAAAGAUUUCUCUGGAAAAUUGAAUAUGAUGUUGAAAUAAUUGAUCUAAUUAUUCCAAAUUGAUAAUUUAUAAACAUAAUUGUAAUUUAUUGCUUAAAACUUUAAACAUAUUUUUAUGUGUUAGAAUACAAGAUUUUGGAUACUUGAUGCCUAAAUAGGAAUCCUAUAUACAAAUAAUAAUUAAAGAGCUAUUAUUAAUAAAGGAUCUUUUAAUGAAUUAAUAAGAUUAUUAAAGCCAAUACAUAAAAGAGAAUAUAAUUUGUUAUGUCAUACAAAUGAAAACAUUACUCUAUACACAAAUUAAUGUUUAUUGUAUCCAAUAUAUAAUCAAAAUUAAUAAUUGAUUGGAAUAUUAGAAAUAAGUAAUGCAGUUAGUGACUUCUUCUCUUUUGAUGAAGAAUACUUUGGUGUAAUAUUAGCUAAGUUUUGUGAGUUAGUAAUCUAAAAUUAUAUACAAAAUAGUUUAUUUUAAAUUACUUAAAAGUUUGAUUCAAUGAUUUAAUCAGCAUUUAAUGAACUUUUAAAAUGUAAAUCAAAAUUUGAAUUAUUUAAAACAAUAAGACAUUAAAUGGAAAUCAUAUUAACUGUUUAACUCAUUGCUUUCUAUUUUAUUGAAAAUAAUUAAUUUCUAACCUAUAAAACAAUAGAUUAUAGUUGGGAUGGCACAAAUCAUAAUAAAAUAUCCUCAAAAGGAUCUGUUCUUAAUUAACCAAUCCUUUUAAAUUAAAAAGGAAUUGCUAAAUUAGUAUGUGAUAGAAAAAAAGUAUUAAUAUUAAUAUUAUUAGGAAUUGAUAGUAAUGAAUACAAGAAAAUGCACAGAAUUUGAUGACACAAUUGAUAUUGAUUCUAUAUUACCUGUAUUAAUUCACCCUAUCAUUUGUGAAGAUUAAGUUAUUGCAGUAUUUGAAGUUCCUAUUAAAUCAAGAAAUCUCUUUAGAUAAGAAAGAGAUAAAAUUAUGAUAGGAAAUACAGAAACAUUAGGACCUGAUGUAAGUUUUGAGGUCUUAAUAAGAAGAAUAGAUUCCAUAUUUAUGAGUGCUAUUACAAUUAUGAAAUAAAAAUGAGUAUAAUAUUUUUUAAUAAAUUAAUAUUACAAAUUUAAAGAAUGAUUAUUGAACUUACAAAAGAAUAGUUAGCCUAUAUUAAAACAAGAUUACCAUUUGAUUAUUAUUUAAUGAGAGUAAUAAUCAAUUUAAUAAUAAGAAAGGUGAAUAAAGAUAAGAUAGUGAUGGUCUCAAUCCAAUAUAAGAGGAGGAGAGAAAUAAAUGUAUAAAAAUCCUUGAUGAUUUAAAAAGAACUGAUUAAUAUAAAUAGUUGACUAAUAAAGAAAUGAUAAAUACAUUCAAUAAAUAAUUUACUAGAUAAUUUAUGAAAAAUGAUGAAUAAUAUAAAAAAAUGAAAAAUGAACAAUUAAUCAAAAUGUAUAUUUUAAUUAUCAUAAAAUAGGACAAAUAUAAUAGCUAGAUUUUAUAAAGAUUUGAAUUCAUUAUUUAUAAGAAGUAAAAUAUUAUCAACUCAUUCUGAAUCAAUGAAAUUAGUUGAUGAAUUAGAAUAAAAAUUUAAAAUUUUAUUUGAACCACUUUAAAAAAAAUGUUAGGAGUAAAUGCAAAAACAUUUAUAACAAUUACUUAAUGGAGAAAUUAAAAACAAAAUAAUUAUUAAACAUAAACAACCUCAAAGCGAUUAAGAAAAGAAAGAUUUAUAUGAAAAAUUAAACAAGUUAUCUUCAAGUUCAUUAAGAUAAAUUCUAAAAUAUUUAAAUGUUAAAAAUUAAGGAGAAUUUCAAUUUGAUAUAGAAAAAUUAGACACUAUUUAAUUUAGAAAAUUAUAUUAAUUUGUAAAAAGAAGAACAGAAAGAAAAGCUUUAACUAAACAGUUAUAAAAAUAUUGCAAAGAUCAAAAUCUUGAUUAAGAUGAAUAUUCUUAUCAAUCCUUUUUAUCAGAUUCAAAUGAGUUAUUAUUAAAUUGA